UGCAAACUUUUUUCAAAAUUUAGCUCACCUACCACUGCAGACGUGGUAUCUUCUUCCAUCUACAGACGCUUGCUCACUUUGUUUCACUUUCUAUAAGAACAUGCCCUUGCAAAUUUAAGUAAGUCGUUUCAGUUUUACUUCAUGCUUUGCUUUGCUUUGCUUCACCAUAGCUAGCUCUUCAUGGCUGUUUCUUUGAGUUGUUCAUGGUCACUCCUAGUUCUUUUGGUCAUGACAACUGGGUUUAGUUGCUCCUUGGCUAGCCAAAUAGGCUUGGGCUCGAGACUGCUGGCUAGUGAGGACCAAACUUGGGUUUCUGAAAACAGAACCUUUGCUUUCGGCUUCACCCCGGUACCCAACAAGCGUGAAAGCUUUCAAUUGGCAAUCUGGUUCGCUGAGCUUCCUGGAGAUAGAACAGUAGUUUGGUCAGCUAACAGAAACUCUUCUGUCACCAAAGAUGCGAUCUUGGAGCUGGAUACCACCGGAAACCUUGUUCUUCUAGACGGCGAAGCCACCGUAUGGACGUCAAACACCUCAGGCGCUGGGGUUGAAUAUGCAGUCAUGUCAGAAUCCGGCAAUUUCAUCCUUUACACCACAAACAACAUCCCUGCUUGGCAAAGUUUUUUGCACCCUUCUGAUACAUUACUUCCAAACCAGCCCUUGUCUGCUUCUCUUGAACUAACCUCGCCCAAGUCACCUUCCUACGGAGGCUACUACUCACUCAAAAUGCUGCAACAGCCCACCUCAUUGAGCCUUGCAUUGACUUAUAAUUUGCCUGAAUCAUAUGAUGCUUCACCUGAAGCUUAUGCAAAUAUAUCCUACUGGUCUUCCCCCGAGAUUUCGAACAUUUCCGGGGAGGUCGUUGCAGUAUUAGAUGAAGCUGGAAGCUUUGGAAUAGUGUACGGUGAGUCAUCAAGUGGAGCUAUCUAUGUGUACAAGAAUGAUGGAGAUACUAGUGGGCUGUCAUCGGCUACAAAUGGAUCCACUCGUUUGUCCAUUCUUCGGAGACUGAUACUUGAGACUAAUGGGAAUAUACGGUUGUAUAGAUGGGACAACGAUGUAAAUGGCUCACGCCAAUGGGUUCCAGAAUGGGCUGCAGUUUCAAACCCCUGUGAUAUUGCUGGAAUCUGUGGAAAUGGCGUAUGUAAAUUGGACAGCAGCAAGACUAAUGCUUCUUGUACAUGCUUGCCUGGCACUUCUGCAGGAGGAAGCAAUGGCCAGUGCUCAGAGUCUUCUUCAUCAAUCGCUAAAUGUGAUUCCAGGAGAGAAAAUCGAACUUCCCAGUAUAUAACUGCAGCAGUGUCCCAAACUAACUACUAUUUCUCUGAUUAUUCAGUGAUAGCAAAUUACAGUGACAUUGAAACAGAAUCUAAAUGUGGCGACACUUGUCUUUCUGAUUGUGAGUGUGUUGCUUCUCUUUAUGGCCUUGACGACGAGAAGCCUUACUGUUGGGUUUUGAGGAGCCUGGAUUUUGGUGGAUUUGAGGAUCCUGGAUCAACUCUGUUUGUGAAAAUUCGGUCUAACGGCUCGACUGCGCGGGAAGGACAUGGGGAUUCCUCAGAGGCGAGUGCCCGCCAAAAGGUUUUGAUCAUUCCUAUUGUUCUCAGUAUGACUGCCCUUAUUGCACUCCUCUGUUUGCUAUUGUAUUACAAUGUUCAUAGAAAGAGAGCCUUGAAGAAAGCCAUGGAAAACUCUUUGAUUGAAACUGGUGCUCCAAUGAAUUUUACUUACCGGGAUUUACAAAUUCGUACCAGCAAUUUUUCACAGCUUCUUGGAACAGGAGGAUUUGGGAGUGUGUACAAGGGAAGCCUUGGAGAUGGGACUCUGGUUGCAGUAAAGAAACUUGACAGAGUUUUGCCUCAUGGAGAAAGGGAAUUCAUAACUGAAGUGAACACCAUUGGCUCCAUGCAUCACUUGAACUUAGUUCGUCUAUGCGGCUACUGCUCUGAGGGCUCACACCGUCUUCUAGUGUAUGAGUUCAUGAAAAAUGGAUCUCUAGACAAAUGGAUCUUUCCUUCAUACAACUACCGGGACAGGCUACUUGAUUGGCCUACUCGGUUCAAUAUAGCAGUUGCCACGGCACAAGGGAUUGCGUAUUUUCACGAGCAGUGCAGAAAUCGGAUAAUUCACUGUGACAUCAAACCGGAAAAUAUUUUGCUAGAUGAGAACUUCUGCCCCAAGGUAUCAGAUUUUGGACUGGCUAAGUUAAUGGGAAAAGAGCAUUCACAGGUUGUCACCAUGGUCAGAGGAACCAGAGGCUAUUUGGCUCCAGAAUGGGUUAGCAACCGGCCUGUAACAGUAAAGGCUGAUGUUUACAGCUAUGGAAUGCUUCUUAUGGAGAUUGUUGGCGGCAGGAGAAAUCUUGAUAUGUCUUAUGAUGCUGAUGAUUUCUUCUAUCCUGGAUGGGCUUUUAAGGAGAUGACAAAUGGGACGCCAUUGAAAGUUGCAGACCGACGACUUGGGGGGACAGUUGAUGAAGAAGAAAUGAUGAGGGCAUUGAAAGUUGCGUUUUGGUGCAUUCAAGACGAAGUUUUCAUGAGGCCUUCAAUGGGAGAAGUGGUGAGGAUGUUAGAAGGAUCAAUCGACAUAAACACACCACCAAUGCCUCAGACAGUCUUGGAACUGAUUGAAGAAGGCCUAGAGCAUGUAUACAGAGCCAUGAAGAGGGAUUUUCAUCAGUUUAGCUCCUUCACCAUCAACAGUCUUCCUUCAUCGCACACCCAUUCGCAUGCCACCUGCAGUUAUUCUACAAUGUCACCCAGAUAGUUUAAGUUCAUAAUUUUUUUUUUUAUGCACAUAAGGAAGACCACCGAUAAGACUUGUAACUGGAUAAUACAGUUGUUUACUUGUAUUUCCUAUUUUCUUGAAAAAUCUCCUUUUUUACCCA
Messenger RNA from Mangifera indica (mango), 2884 nucleotides. RefSeq names its product G-type lectin S-receptor-like serine/threonine-protein kinase At5g24080. The transcript is spliced from 4 exons. Gene Ontology annotation, molecular function: ATP binding; protein serine/threonine kinase activity. NCBI's taxonomy places the organism in Eukaryota, Viridiplantae, Streptophyta, Magnoliopsida, Sapindales, Anacardiaceae. Gene Ontology annotation, biological process: protein phosphorylation; recognition of pollen. The record is from RefSeq and is a predicted model, not a curated record. Bases 181 to 2763 code for a protein of 860 amino acids.